UUUUUUUACGUUCCUGUCUUUGGAAACAUUUUUGGUGAUUCUGCAAGAAUAGUUAAUUGAAAAUAAUGAAGAUGAGAUCAUUUGUGAAACAGUUUUUUUAGACCUUGGAAUGUCAAAUAAUACAUUAAAUUCGUCCUCUCAUUGUGAAAGAAAUAGUAAUGAAUCUACUUCAAGCCAUACAGAAUUCACUGAUGGAAGAUUGUUUUCAGCUGAAGAAACAUGGGAUCUUGAUCAAAGAACCGAAAGUUUCUUAGUUGUGGAGUGUCCUUCGGAAGAUGAUGUAGAAAGCAAAUUUAUGAAUGCUGCCGAGAAAUGUAGUGAAGCCAUGAAUCUUGUUAUCAGAAAACGUGAAAUACUGCUAAUGGAUUUAAAGAAAACUCUUGAAAGAAAGGCUGACACAUCAUUCAGUGUAGUGAAGCAGAAGAUGGCUCUCGUACAUGCAAGCACAGAGGAAUCCUUUCAGAAAAUGAUGAAAGAGCUUAAUGGAACUCUAAGCAGAGUAGGAAAAAGCCAUGAAGAGAUUCAAGAAUAUGUCGAUCACUGCGAAGAUAAGGAUAAGUACAAAGAUGACAUAUCAAAUUAUAUUGCUUUCCUCGAGAAUUCUAAAAAAGAGAAAGAAACUUUAGAAUCUGAAGUUAAAAAUAUUGUUAUUACUUUGGAAUGCAAAAGGGAGGACGACGAUAAUAUGCUAACGGAUUUCAAGAACUGGCUAGAUCAGCAGAUUGAAGAACUGAUCGAAAGGUUGAAAGAAUAUCUGCAGCAGUGCUCCAACCGAAGCAUAGAAUUGAUGGAAAAGAAGAAAGCUGAACUUAAGAACAUACUUCAAGAUAUACAGCUUUUGAAAAAAGUCGGGUGACAAUUUCAAUUUCCUCGUAUUUGAAAUGCGGAAUUUAUGCAACAGAUCUUCUUUUUUUUUUCGCCCGUCAUCGUAGUUUAUAUUUGUUUCCUUAAACAUAAAAGUAGCUUUUUCUUGAGAGGGAAAAAUAAUUCAAUUAACUGUAAAGAAACAGCUCGUUUAGAUUUUUUUUUUUUUUUUUUUAAUUGUUUUUUCCUUAGUUUGAAAACUAUUUUUUCAGUAUUAUAUAAAAGAAUUAAUGAAGUCAUUUCAUUGUUUAGAAAAAUAAAAAAAAAUUCUGAGCUUUUUCUUUCUUCUACAUCAAUUAUCUCAUGAAAAUAUUUUAACGCAGCCGAUA
Molecule: messenger RNA, 1193 nt
Organism: Stegodyphus dumicola
Lineage: Eukaryota; Metazoa; Arthropoda; Arachnida; Araneae; Eresidae
Source: RefSeq, a predicted model, not a curated record